This is a messenger RNA of Chaetura pelagica (chimney swift), 1585 nucleotides long. RefSeq names its product Rho GTPase activating protein 19 (gene ARHGAP19). The coding region runs from base 1 to 1473 and encodes 490 amino acids. The record is from RefSeq and is a predicted model, not a curated record. Gene Ontology annotation, cellular component: cytoplasm. Gene Ontology annotation, molecular function: GTPase activator activity. NCBI's taxonomy places the organism in Eukaryota, Metazoa, Chordata, Aves, Apodiformes, Apodidae. The transcript is spliced from 12 exons. Gene Ontology annotation, biological process: signal transduction; regulation of small GTPase mediated signal transduction.
AUGCCUCUCCAAAAGCUCUCAGCACUCAUUGAUGCCAUCUGCAAUUUCGUCAUUUGCAAUGACUCCUCCCUCCGUACCCAGCCGAUCAUCUUCAAUCCUGACUUCUUUGUGGAAAAGCUGCGCCAUGAAAAACCAGAGGUGUUCACAGAGCUUGUUGUCAGCAACAUUACCAGGCUCAUCGACUUGCCUGGGGCAGAGCUGGCCCAGCUGAUGGGAGAGGAGGACCCAAAGCUGCCUGGGGCAAACAGCACAGCCUCUGGAUUUUUUCGUUCUCUGAUGUCUCUGAAGCGCAAGGAGAAAGGGGUAGUGUUUGGCUCCCCGCUGACAGAAGAAGGCAUUGCACAGGUCUCACAACUGAUCGAGUAUCUGCACAAAAAUCUAAGAGCAGAAGGCUUGUUUCGGGUGCCAGGCAACAGCAUCAGGCAACAGAUCCUAAAGGAUGCUCUGAACAGUGGUACAGAUAUUGACCUGGACUCUGGGGAGUUUCAUUCCAACGAUGUGGCCACCCUGCUUAAGAUGUUCCUGGGUGAAUUACCAGAGCCACUGCUGACACACAAGCACUUCCAUGCUCACCUCAAAAUUGCAGACUUGACACUGUUUGAUGAGAAGGGGAAUAAGACCAGCACUCCAGACAAAGAGCGCCAGAUUGAAGCCCUCCAGCUGCUGUUUUUGAUCCUUCCCGCACCCAACCGCAGUCUGCUCAAACUGCUGCUGGACUUGCUCUACCAGACUGCCAAGAAGCAGGACAAGAACAAGAUGUCUGCCCACAAUCUCGCCCUCAUGUUUGCUCCCCACAUCCUAUGGCCCAGAAAUGUGACAGCAAAUGACCUUCAGGAGAAUAUCACUAAACUAAACAAUGGAGUGACCUUCAUGAUCAAACACUCUCAGAAACUCUUCAAGGCUCCAGCGUAUAUCCGGGAGUGUGCCAGGCUGCACUAUCUGGGAUCUAGAGCCCACACAUCAAAGGAUGACCUGGAUUUGCUGACAUCUCCUGACUCCAAGGAGCUGCAGCCCCUCAAGUCUCAGAAGCGAAGCAGGCUGGACACUUGCCAUCAGGAGGAGACCCAGCAGCGCACAGAGGAGGCACUUAAGGAGCUUUUCCGCCAUGUCCACAAUAUGCCUGACUCUGCAAAGAAGAAGAAGCUUAUCCGGCAGUUUAAUAAGCAUACUACAGCUCUCACUCCUGGCUCUGAGGUGCCCACAUCCCCAGCACCGCGACGUCCCCGCUCGCGCUCCUUCAGUGGCCUCAUUAAGCGGAAAGUUUUGGGAACCCCAGUUAUCCUGGAGAGGAAGAGCAGGGAUGCCACACCAGAGCCUGAGCGAGUCAGCAAAGAGAACAUCCACCUGUUACAGAAAUGUGGAUCUCCAGCUCACAUGUCCCAAACGAAGCUGAAAUCUUUGGAGAGCCGGAAAGAGGAAUCCUGCAGACGCAUGCGAGCCCACCUGCUUUCCAAGGAUUCGUCAUCCCUCUGAAUCGCCUCGCACCGGCGCAUGGGUGGGAAUGCCCAGCCUCACAAGCUGUGAACAAUGUGCUGCACUGAGAGGGGAGUGCUGCAGGUUCACAGCAUCCCCCACCAACACGGCA